This is a messenger RNA of Rhinocladiella mackenziei CBS 650.93, 1470 nucleotides long. RefSeq lists its product as uncharacterized. The transcript is spliced from 2 exons. Lineage: Eukaryota; Fungi; Ascomycota; Eurotiomycetes; Chaetothyriales; Herpotrichiellaceae. The record is from RefSeq and is a predicted model, not a curated record. Gene Ontology annotation, molecular function: protein binding. Bases 1 to 1470 code for a protein of 489 amino acids.
AUGGUGGUUGACAAACUUCCCUUGGAGAUCUUCUCUAACGUCAUCGAUAGGGUGGUGACCCAUUCAACAUUGCAAGAGGGAUUUCGCUUACGGACUGUCAAUCGUGCUUUCAACCGGGAAAUCCAGGCCUCCUACUUUGAUCGAGAGACCAUUGACUUCGAUGAAGAGCAAUACUGCGCUUUGACCUACCAAAUGGGUGAUCAGCACAUCUUAAGGUACAUGAAAGGACUGACUGGGGCGCGAAAACCCAAGACCGUAUUGGCUGCCAAUCUACAACAGGCAGUGGAAAUUCUGGCUUCGACUCGAGAAACCGAGUGGCAGAAUGAAUUCCACACCGACUAUUUGCCUGCUUUGAAUGACACCAUACAUCUUGAGGUAGAAGAGAGGUGCUGUCGAAUCAAGUCACUCGUUGCUCUCACUGUCUUGUCCUUCGUCAAUGUACCCAGCUUCAGUUCCGUCAUCCGUCUCGGGGAAUGCCGCAGUCAGAUGCAACCGUUGAGCUGGGCAAUUAUCACCGCAAUUCUUCUGAACAGUCGCGCCACCGUCGAAGCGCUGUUGAAGCUUCAGACCGACGUCCGAGCUCGGCUAUGGUUGUUGGCCGAUCCAGUAUAUAUUGCUGCAAGGGAGAAGAAUUAUGAACUGGUUCGAUUGCUUCUUGACAACAAUGCCGAUGUCAACUUGGGGGCCUUGUGCUACUUCCCGAAAGUCCCCUUGAUGGGAUUUAGAACGAUCUUGGAAUUUGCUUGCUCAGAGGGAGACAUAACGAUGGUCGACCUGAUCACCGAUGGAAAGUACUGUCUCCAAAGUUGUAGCGAACCGUUUGAGUCAGCCAUUAACAUCACUGUUCUCCAGAUGGUGGACCAUCCCAGCAAAGCCGAUGACUACUUAUCUAUUUUGAGGAUACUGUUUAAGAAUGCCCGUAAAGACGACGCUGAGGAGAUGCGUCCGUUUAUACUUCGUCUGGGGAUUACCUAUGGCAUCAAAGAACUUGUGCAAAUGUCCAUCGACCACGGGUUGGGGGUGAAUGACCGGACUCCCUAUUCACCAACUCCUCUUUACCAAGCCGCAGACUCUGGCCGGGCGGAGAUCACGGGCAUGCUCCUUGAUCAAGGGGCCGAACAAAGUCGCGAACUCGACCAUGACGCAGUGCAAGCUGCCUCUUUGAAGGGCCAUGUAGAUGUGCUCAGACUUCUGCUUACAAGGGCCACCAGUAUUAACGAUUAUGGCCACCCCCUUCUUGCAGGUCAUCUUGUUGUCUUUUACGAGCGGCAUAACGAAUGCGUGUUCUUGGAGCUCCUGAAAUGUGUUUGCGAGCAUGGCUUUGAUCUAAAUGCCGCCAGAUUUGGCACCAGGGCAAUGAGUCUUGCAUUUUCAUAUCAGCAUCGCACAGUCCAAGAUUACCUCCAUGGUAAAGGCAUUCCCCUCAAGACAGGACCGGCAGAGUCUAGCAAUCCUAAGCCUGCUCCUUAG